Striga hermonthica is the source of this 975-nucleotide messenger RNA. The record is from the annotation of a GenBank genome assembly. NCBI's taxonomy places the organism in Eukaryota, Viridiplantae, Streptophyta, Magnoliopsida, Lamiales, Orobanchaceae.
AUGAGGGGUUUGCAGUUUUCCUUGAACAAAGGCCAGAAGCUAAGGCUCGAGAGGGCGUUGGAGCAGCUGGAAUCUCUCUCCUCCAAGGCCAACUCCGACGCCUCCGUCAUAGUCGCCGACGACAUCUCCGUCAACUACGAAGACGCCAUCCUCAAGGGCCAUGGGACGGGGGAGCUGGACGGCCGCGUGGUGGCGACGCUCUGUGGAGUGGUGGAGCGCGUGAAUAAGCUCGUCUAUGUCAGAGCUUUGAGGGCUAGGUACAAGCCUGAGAUUGGAGAUAUCAUAAUCGGCCGUGUUAUCGAGGUUGCGCCAAAACGCUGGAGACUAGAAAUCAACUUCAGCCAGGAUGCAGUGUUGAUGCUUUCUUCUAUGAACUUGCCAGAUGGUAUACAGAGACGAAGAACUGCCGUUGAUGAACUCAACAUGCGUAGCAUAUUUGAAGAAAAUGAUGUUAUCUGUGCUGAAGUCCGUGGUUUCCAGCACGAUGGCUGUCUACACCUUCAAGCGAGAAGCCAAAAGUACGGAAAGCUCAAAAGAGGCCAACUACUCACGAUCCCACCGUACCUCGUCAAGAAACGCAAACAGCAUUUCCACCAUCUCGACCAAUUCGGGAUCGACUUGAUACUCGGCUGCAACGGGUUCAUCUGGGUCGGUCAACACGUCGAGUCCCGUGAUGACAUGGCAGAGGACUCACCCAAAAAUUCCGAGCAACAAAUUCAGAAAUCGACAAACGAACUACAAGAUGAAGAGACAUACACGCCACUCGACACUCGGAGCAACAUAUGCCGAGCUGCCAAUGCCGUUCGGGUCCUUUCCAUGCUAGGGUUCAUGGUCACAGUUGAAGUUAUUACAGAGAUUGUGAAUCUGAGUAUCUCUUUGAAUCUGGACGUGCAUGAAAUGCUCGGGCCCGAGUUUUACGUGACUGUUGCGGAGAAAGAGGCGAAUCGUCGAGGUUCGUCGGGGAAAAGGAGAUGA